Messenger RNA from Mercenaria mercenaria, 1145 nucleotides. RefSeq lists its product as uncharacterized. The record is from RefSeq and is a predicted model, not a curated record. The transcript is spliced from 6 exons. Bases 96 to 812 code for a protein of 238 amino acids. NCBI's taxonomy places the organism in Eukaryota, Metazoa, Mollusca, Bivalvia, Venerida, Veneridae. Gene Ontology annotation, cellular component: trans-Golgi network.
AUCUUAACAUCGAUUGUGUGUAAACUGAAAGUUGAGUGAUAUGGAUAUAAAGGGAUUUGUCAUUUUUGAGAAUUUCAAGUAAAAUAAUAAUAAUAAUGAUGAUAGUUUUAAAAACAAUGGAUAUUGGUGCAUUCAGUUGGCUGUUCGUCUCUAUAUUUCUAUCAUGUUUAUCGGUCAGUAAUGGUCAAGGUGUGUGUACGGGUAUAACUCCGUGUAACUGUAAGUUUGAGAACGGACAAUUUCUUCAUCUAGAUGGUAUUGCGAGAACAGAUGGAGCACCGAGAUUUGUGAACGUGUCAGACAAGCACGAGAUGUCAUACUCGUGGAACCCGUGCUUCAAUUUUACAGAAGGUGCUUGUAAGGAGGUGGCGAUGUGUGGAAUACAGCCAUCAAUACCACACGACCUAUAUUUAUCCCUCGGCUAUCAGAGCACGGCAAACUUCAUCACUAAUCAGUCUGACAACUCUGUGACCCUGGUAUACAAAACCCAAGGAAACCCUCUCAGAACGUCUUACGUGUCCUUAAUUUGUGUGAAAGGAGAUGUUAAAGACAAUUAUUUCAAAGCUAUUGGGCAAAAACAACAGUUAUCUACAGAUUUUUAUUUUGAAUUACGCAGUCCACUGGCAUGUCCGCAAGGGGAACCUAUAGUUUCUUCUACGCCGAAACCAUCCUCGUCCCAUAACACUGCAUUAGAAGCGGGCCUCAUCACAGUCUCUAUUGUUGCAUUUGCACUUAUGGUGGCGCUAACAACUGUGGUGCUGAAAAUGAAAGUAAAGAUCUGCAAGGAUGACAAACGUUAUGAUGAGCUCUGAAGUGUUUUUUAUGUAGCAAUACAAAACCACUCGUGGUUAUAUGUGCUAAUAAACAAAUUUAAUAUACAAAUAGGAGAAAAAAUGGUGCAGACAAAAUUGUGUUUAAAAUAAAAGAUAAUGAGCUGUUGGUUACUUUAUCUAGGUAAAUAAACAUUUCUUAAUGUUAAUACGUUUGAAGCCUUUAAUAGAAUGACGUGUGUCUUCUUUCAGCAAUUGCUUAUAUCUCAUUGAUAAAAAUAUUUGAUUUAAAGUUAGCGGCAACAAGUGCUAAUUUGGCUUGAAAAAUGAAAUGAAAAUAAAAUUUAUCAGUAAUAAAUGCAUUGUGCAAUAAAG